Messenger RNA from Lymnaea stagnalis (great pond snail), 2920 nucleotides. The record is from the annotation of a GenBank genome assembly. Lineage: Eukaryota; Metazoa; Mollusca; Gastropoda; Lymnaeidae.
AAAACAUACACGAAAACAAAAUCUGAGUUAAUACUUACCGGAAAUGAUACAUGAUAUUUUUAAAUAUAUGAAAAUUAAGUAUUUGAGCAAAGAUUCGCAUUUCGUUUGGUUGGCCUUGGCUUACCCGAUUGGACUUGGACUGUGGACGUUGUCGUUUGUCUAAACCUGGUGCCAGUGGUGCUCGGUGACAGUGGUCAGUGUGGACUUGAAAUUGUGGUGGCUUGUCUCGAUGGGCCUUGCUUUCAGUCUCCUGAUUUGGACUCAAAGUUUGAUUAAUCAGACGGUGGCCUUUUUUUUUUACUUGACUUAAGACUUUAAAAUAUUUAAUUAAUCAUCCUCAUCUGUUUUACUCUGUUGUAAGUGUAAGUUAGUCUUUUAAGUUACACAUUCACUGUUAAUUUAAUUAGGGACUUUGGUAUUGCCUGGAAACAGCCAAAAAACAGUUAUUGUAAUUUCGUUUCGAAAUUGCAGCCUCCAAUUUUUAAUUUACUGAGGGCCGAGGCUAUAGUUUUUGUUUCACAUUUUUAGUUGAUUUUUAGUUAAUAAUAAUUAAUAAUAACGAAGUGGUUAUUCGCACCCAGGUACUAGAAGUGAGAGGUUGGGAUUAAAAAACUAUUUAAAAUAAAAUAUUAUUGUCAAUAUUGCUGGGUUUGUAGACAAAAUGAGGUAUCAAAUGAAAGAUAAUUGAAUGUACUAUAUUCAUUAUAUUAUAUGUUUGUAAACUUACUUCUUCAGUUUAACUAAAAUAAACUAUCACAAAUGACAUCCAAAUAGCAUUUAGUCAAAAUGGCCCUGGAUAUGCAGUGCCGCCAUUUGCACCUGGGUCCCAACGGUUCUCAACCUGUGGGUCGCGACCCCUUUUGGGGUUUGCACAACCCCUUUUGGGGCUACACGACCCCUUUUGGGGUUACACGACCCCUUUUGGGGUUACACGACCCCUUUUGGGGUUACACGACCAUUUCACAGGGGUGGCCUAGGACCAUCUGGAAACAUAUAUACUCUACAGUUAUAAAGUAUCAACUGAAAAUAAUUGUGUGGCGGGUGGUCGCCACAACAUGAGGAACUGAAUUAAAGGGUCGCGGCACUAGAAAGGUUGAGAACCACUGCAUUAGACCAAUGCCAUUUGGAUGUUGUUGAAAUUAAAAAUAUUUAAAUUAACAUGUUUUGUUUAAAAAUAAGCUCAAUCAUAAAAGAACCUGCCCAUUAAGAUUAUAAGUUCAUUUAUAACUUGUCCAAAAUUCAUGAGUGCAGACCAUAUGCAGGCAUCGACAAAAAUCAAAGAGGUCUGCAUAUUACCUAUUAUGGAUCCCAGCAGUGGUGUAGUUAAUAAUUCAUUAAAUUGUUUAUCCAGAAAAUAAAUGGGAAAUAUAACUUAUUUAAAAAUAAAUUAUUUUAAAUAAAUAGAAAAGGAUUUAUUACAUAAAAAAAUAUUAUUGGCUCAUGAAAUAUCAAUGUGAUUUUAAUUUUAGUGUUGGUUGCCAUGGACUUGGGAUAAGUGGUAAUCAGUCACUUGUCUGACUUAGAUAAACCUACUAAAAGAAUUAUGAUAGUAAUAAAACUAAUAUAAAUGAUUUGGUUAGUGGGACAAAUAGCCUUUAUUACAGCUAAUAGAUAUAUAUUAAUUAUAUAUAUAUACAUAUUUAGUCUCUCUCUCUCUAAAUUAUAUAUAUAUAUUUAAAGUUGCAUUAAUAUAAAGCAUACACCAUUUUUCUAUUUACAUCUAAGCAAUUUUAUCACCUAUUUUUCAGUUGCUCCAUUCUUCUACUGAAACUUUCAAUAAGCCAAAGUUCUUUUGGCUGAGGAAGGCUCUUGGCCAACUUACUGGUCGUGCUGUUACAUCUUUUCUCAAGCUCUCUCUCAAACUGUGUGCUUCAUAUUCCCUACUUACAGCCUUAUUGCAGCCCCCAUUAUUCUAAGUUAUGGUUAGUCAAUUUAAAAUGCAGUUAGAAAUUCAUAUCUGGGUAAUGAUGCAGUUUGGGUCUUUUUCAAGUAUUUUGAAUAAAAUGGCAGAGUUGGCAAUGUUUUCAUAUUUUUUACAUAAACAAAAUUUAAUUAUUGACAUGACAACCUUUCAAUAAACUUUGUUAAAAUAUCAGUCUGAGAAGCGCUUGUUAAACCAACCUAUGUUGCUCUGUCAGGAUUUGUGUACAUAGGCAUUCAACAAAGAUGCUUUACGAGGCAUUGAAAUACUCAAAACGUACCCAUAAUCUUAGAGUUUACCCAGAAUCUUUAAAUAGUUUGCUACUUUUCACUGAUCAGUGAUAAUGAUAACUAUAUAGGAAUUCAUGUCUUAUUCAUGCUCAUACUGGUGUUAUAAUUAUUUUUAUAUCUUAAUUUAAUUCUUACUUUGAUAAUUAAGUAAAUUCAGUAAACUUAAUCAUGCCAUAUGAAUCACCGUUCAUAUGAAACAAAGACACCAUUUUUGUAUAAUUGUGAAGUCAGUAGAGUCUGUGCAAGCAUGCUUAUUGUUAUUUGAGCAUGACUUUAACCGAUAUCUGCAUUCUUCCUCUAUAAACUUUACCUACACAUAGCCAAAGGUAUAAAGACGACCGAUCCACCCCAAAUAAUUAUUUCAUUUUAAUGUUUUAAUCUUAUAGAAGUCUACUUUCUUAAUGAACAAAAUUUACAAAAUAAAAAAAUCAUACAUUUUAGAUAUUUUUCCAAAAAAGUUAGAUCAUUUUUGGAUCUAGAAUAAUUGAAUUUAAAAAUUGUAAGAAGUAAAAAAAAAUAAUUCUUUGUUAUGUCUUAUAGACUGUUUUAGAUCUGUUGAAAAAUGUCAUUGAAAGAAAUGAGAGAAGAGUUAACCUGCCCUAUUUGUAUGGAGCUAUUCACACAGCCACGAAGAUUACCCUGUGGUCAUUCUUACUGUCAUCUGUGCAUCAAGGCUAUUUUAGAUAAGAAAGCUGAAGAGAGUGGGUAA